CUGCGAGGUCGUGAAACAAACAAUUAAGACAUUGGCAAUGGAGGAGCAGGUCAACGUUCCGCAAAUAUUUGCAACAGAUCCGAAGCUGUUUCGCUUUUUAACCAAAGUGAUUCACGAUCAAGGACUGACACCAGGGGUGGAGUGGAAAGUGUGCGAAGGAUCGAGUCGCGGAGACAAUUUUAUCGCCGUCAUUAAGCAGGUGGUGCACGUGGCCGAGGGAGGCACGGCUCUCAACCUGCUCGUCAAAAGCGCCCCGAGGAAUGCGGCCCGCAGAGACGCAUUCGGCAUCAGGGAGCAGUUCCUCAACGAAAUAGACGUCUACGAGAAAGCGAUUCCCCGGCUGAAAUCGCUCGUCGGCUUUGAUUUGCCGGUGGCGGACUUGUACGGAGCUACCUCGAGCCACGGAGAGGAGACAAUUCUUUUGGCCGAUUUAAAAGAGCUCGGCUUUUGCAUGGCCGACAGACGACAAGGUUUGAGCAAAGAGCAGUGCGCGGCGGUGUUGCGGGCGCUGGCGCAGCUUCACGCCGCCUCCUUCGCUCUGAGGGAGGGCAGCCCCGAGGAAUUCGCGGCGCUGGCAGAGUCGGUGCGCGAAAUGUUUUGGACUCAACCACGCAGACACGCUUUCGAGCCAUUCAUGCGAAACGCCAAUAAAGAGACGCUGCGGCUCAUCAGAGAAUAUUACGGGAGUGCUGAUUGUGAUAAUGAGUACUCGAGAGCUUUUCGACAAAUUUCCGACCUUGGCUACGAUUUUCUGGCAAAUAUUGUCACCAAGGUGCCGGAGAAUAAAAAAGUGCUGCUGCACGGCGACUGCUGGACCAACAAUUUGCUCUUCAAGACGAAUGACGACGGAUUUGUCAGCGCCAAAUUGCUGGAUUUUCAGCUGGCGAGGAUUUCCGCACCGAUGAUUGAUUUAAUUUUCUUCUUGUUCACGAGCACAAAGCCAAAGAAUGUGGGCAAUUACUUGGAAGAAUUUCUGCGAGUCUACUACGAGGAAUUUGAACGGCGGUUAAAAACAGCGGGCUUUACCGCUGCCAAAUUGUAUCCUGAGUCAGAGCUUUUAGCAGAUUGGAUCGCGUGCGUGCCUUACGGACUGGUUGUAGCCGGAAUACUGGCUCCAGCCUUGUACUGUCCAGACGAGUGCUUGCCAAACUUGGAAAGCGUCAAAGAGAACUCAAGAGAGGCUUUUGUCAACGAGUAUGGAAAAGUGAUGCGGGCAAACACGCCCGAGUCAAAGGAGCACUUGGGCCAAUUGGUCAAAUUGUGUGUCGAGCGCGAGUGGUUACGCAUUUUGAAUUAAUAAUUGCACUCACCAA
Molecule: messenger RNA, 1313 nt
Organism: Cloeon dipterum
Lineage: Eukaryota; Metazoa; Arthropoda; Insecta; Ephemeroptera; Baetidae
Exons: 2
Coding region: 38-1297 (419 amino acids)
Source: RefSeq, a predicted model, not a curated record